Exophiala bonariae is the source of this 594-nucleotide messenger RNA. RefSeq lists its product as uncharacterized. Gene Ontology annotation, cellular component: mitochondrial large ribosomal subunit. The record is from RefSeq and is a predicted model, not a curated record. The coding region runs from base 1 to 594 and encodes 197 amino acids. Lineage: Eukaryota; Fungi; Ascomycota; Eurotiomycetes; Chaetothyriales; Herpotrichiellaceae. The transcript has a single exon. Gene Ontology annotation, molecular function: structural constituent of ribosome.
AUGCAAUCACUAAUACCACUGACACCUGCCACGCCCUUGAAUGCCUCCUCUCGCUUCUACAAGCUAUGUGCUCAAAUCUUGGUUCCAUCAUAUCGCCGCCAUCAAUCAUCCGCCAGGAGAACAAGAUCAAGACUCAAUAUAAAACCCGAUCCCGCUUUCUUACCCACAAAGACCGAACAGCAUGAUCACAUCAUUCACAAUCCUCCUCCCAGCAUGCCCAAUGUCAUGCACACUCCAAACAUUUUUCUUCCCAACGGCGAUCCCAGAAAGGUCAAAACCACCAAUUCAGAAGCCUUGCUAGCCCCUCCGUUACAUGAGCAAAGAGAAAAGCGAUACCAUGUCAACGACGCCGAUAUGGCCGAGAUGAGAGCAUUGAGGGUUCAAGAUCCUACGCUCUGGAGCGUCAAGAAAUUGGCCAAGAAAUAUGACUGUGCGCCGCUCUUCGUCACUUGGGUCGUGGACGGACUAGUGACCGACAAGAAGAAGAUGCAAGAAGCUGUCACGGCUGUGGUCAAGUCUAGAUGGAGCAAGGGCAAGAGAAUUGCACGAGAAGACCGAGAAAUCAGAAAGGAAAUUUGGCAGAGAGAUGCAUAG